This is a messenger RNA of Pelobates cultripes (western spadefoot toad), 10584 nucleotides long. Lineage: Eukaryota; Metazoa; Chordata; Amphibia; Anura; Pelobatidae. The record is from the annotation of a GenBank genome assembly.
GCUCCCCCUCGGUCACGUGACCGCCCAGGCUCUUCCACUAUAUAUUGCGGGCCGUUGACGUCAGCGUUCUCUUCCGCCUGUUUGUCUGCUGUGUGGCAGGCAGUCCGCUCGUCGUUUUCCAGUCCCGUGAGAAGCAUCCACCGACAUCCGCCAAAAUGGUAAACGCAGACGGCCUGCCGGGACCAUCCUGGUGUCUGGGGGAGUCCCGGCCAUCAGCCCGGCUUGAGAUGGCUUUAGUUUUCGGUCGCCAUCAGUGUUAAAUCCGGGCCCUAGUAAACUACGCGAAUCCUAGGCCUAGUCUGUGCGUCAUCCACUGGGCCCCGGCAGCGUUCUAUCUGGCUUCCGGGUUCUAUUUGUUCAAUAUUUAUCCAACCUCACUUUAUAACGCUUGGGCCAAUGUCUGUGGCUACGUGGCAUUGGAGAAUCGCUUUCCAGCUGUUGUGGCUGUGACACUUAAUGCCGGCAAAGCGUCAUGGGAGUUGUAGUUUAAAACCUAUUGGCCUUGUACCUCCUCUUGCUCAUCCCCUCUAUAUAGUGGAGUGAAUUGGGGGGUCUCCAUGAUGCAUGCAAUUCAAUAUAACUUUACUGAGCCCCUGAUCAUGGGCAGCCCUUUGUUAGGGCCCACUGCCUGCUUUACUAGCACAGCCCUUCCUAUAGCAGAGGCCCUACUCUAGUUUUCAGCCAAAGGUGCCUAAACUGAUAACAGCUGUGUAGGGUUAACCAUUGUGUUGGCAGAGGCGUAGAGUAUGACGUUGCUAUUCUCUGCCUUCUUGCAUAAGUACCGGUGAAAGAUCACUUCAAUAUGGCCGUCUAUUAUAGUGCUUUCAGGAUAUAAAAAUGGUUGCUCCUGCUGUGGAAAACUGUAUUAAAUUAUGGGUUACAUGUGUGACUGUACAAUGGCUUUUUUUUGUUUUAACCACUCUUGAUGUAAGAGGUGCAAUAAUUACUUUUCUUCCUACAACCAGGUGAACUUCACGGUAGACCAGAUUCGCAACAUCAUGGACAAGAAGGCGAACAUUCGCAAUAUGUCAGUCAUUGCCCAUGUGGACCAUGGCAAGUCCACUCUGACUGACUCUCUUGUAUGUAAAGCUGGAAUCAUCGCAUCAUCUCGUGCCGGUGAAACUCGCUUCACAGAUACCCGUAAAGAUGAGCAGGAAAGAUGUAUUACAAUCAAAUCUACGUAAGUAUCUUUUCCUGCAUAACACAAUGCUCUGUAAACGGCUGUAACACUGUGUUAGUAGCAUAAUGUCAACAAAAAUGAACGGCUAACAACUCCCACUAAAGCAGAGGUGGCAGGAAUAUAGAUCCCACUGCUGUUUCUGAUCUACAGACUUUAAGUUUGCAUUAGCAUUUUUAAGAUUGGCAAAGUGCUAUGGGAGCGGUAGUUUUGCAACUGCUGGAAGGUAUUCAUUGUUGUUUCUGAUCUAGGAUGUCAGCAGUUGCUUUGGCAUGGUCGUAUAUUUAAACUUUAUUGAAAAAAUAACAUGUAGAUGGAAAUAACAGAUGGAAAGAUAUUUCCAAAUUGUGUUGGUAAAGUAUAUUAUAGAAGUAACUUAGUUAUAAAUUCUACAUACAUGUUCUAAUAGAACACAAACCUCUAUUACUGACACUCUAGUGUUAAAAUAACUAGAUCCCUGGCACUCAUUAGAUCUCAUUAAAAAGGUGUUCAAAAUAUAUUCACAAAGCAUAUUAAACUUUAGUUAUAGUACUAGCCAAGUAUAAUGCUUCUAACCACUGAGACCUAAAGGCUUUUCUGGUAACCUUACCUUUUUUCAACAUUGUAAAAUGUGCAUUGUUCCUCAUGUCAUAACUACUAUACUCUAUUUUAUGUUGUGCAUGCACCAGCUUUUGUGGCAGUGCAUCCUUGUAUAUCUAACCUAUGCACAAAUUAAAUAAAGAAUCUUUUGAUAAAGUGUUGGCUUUCUUCAAUUGCUGUUGCUGGCCCUCCCUCCAUGGCUGAAGUCAGCCAAUCAAUGCCUUCCUGUAGAGCUGUGGGAUGCUACUGUGCAUGCGCCUCAAAAUCCUGUGCUACUAUUUAAAAAGCUUAGAUUUUGAUUUUAAUGUUAAACGUUCUAAAGGAGCAAUCAAAACAAUGAAGCAUUGCACCUUGACCUUUCCUCUAUAAAAGUACUAUUAAGAACUGUUCAAGAUGUUGGGUCCAAGUAAUCUUGGCAAUCCAGCAUAAAGGGGAGUGUCUUGUUUUUUUUUUUUUAUGCUGUAGCGUUGAACUGUCUAAUAGUACAGUGUAGUCAUACGUCAAUAUGAGACUUCUUCUUUAAAACUUGUCUAUUUCUCAGCACUCUUAAAAAUUGCAUUCUAUUGUGAGUAACAAGUUUAUUUUUCUCCCCAGAGCAAUUUCCCUCUUCUAUGAACUAGCUGAGAACGAUUUGGCCUUUAUUAAGCAAAGUAAAGAUGGAUCUGGUUUCCUUAUCAACUUGAUUGACUCUCCUGGCCACGUGGACUUUUCCUCUGAAGUUACAGCAGCUCUGCGUGUUACUGACGGUGCCCUUGUUGUGGUGGACUGCGUGUCUGGUGAGUUAAAAAUUUGAUAUUUAGACUUCAGUACAUCAAAAAUUCAGUUACUGAAUAGUCUGAUUGCGUAAGGUAAUACAGAGCACUACUUUGCAUCCAGGUAUGCACUGAUGGUGCAUAUAGCCUUUGUGCCUAGACUGACCUUUUAAUUCUACCUACUUCUCCAUUGAAGCUGAUUCUCUAAUUCCUUUCCUGUGCAGGUGUAUGUGUACAGACUGAAACCGUACUCCGUCAAGCAAUUGCUGAAAGAAUCCGCCCUGUAUUGAUGAUGAACAAAAUGGACCGUGCACUUUUGGAACUGCAACUAGAGCCAGAAGAGCUAUAUCAGACCUUCCAGCGUAUUGUGGAGAACGUAAACGUUAUCAUAUCCACCUAUGGUGAGGGAGAGACAGGACCCAUGGGAAACAUCAUGGUGAGUAUAAUAAAACUUUAACCUUAACAUUGCUGUUAUGUAGUGGCAAAUAAGAUGGCAACUCUUCAUCAAAACCUUUUGCAGGUUUCAAAACAAAUGUUAUUUUAUUUUGUUGAGCCUUUUAGUACAGCUAUUCAGCUUCCUUCAGUGAACAGGUAGUAUAUUAGAAAAGGGCUGCUUGGCUCAAGAGCUUUUGUGUUUUUUAUACUUUCACUGCUUGCAGUAGCUCUGCUUCAAAGAAUCGCAGGCUUAAUUUCCCGUCAAGUUUUGCCUAACUUUGGGCGUUACAAUGCAGUGUAGCUUAAAUGUCAUUUACUAAAACCUCAAUCUUAAUGGCAUUUGUUUAAAAUAUUCCUGUAGGUCAGAUUUUGAGCCGUUCUAACUAGCUUCAACUGGGUUACAAACUUGAAAUUCUUAACUGCAUUGUUUUCAUGGAAAUUCCAUUGAAAUUCAAAGAGAAGGUAAAGCAUUCUUUGUGUUCUAAAAUUGCUAAUUACAGUGGAAGGUUUUUGUGGCGUACCUUUAAUCCUUAAAAGCCUCUUCCUAAUGUUUAGAAAGAAUAGGUUUGGGUUUUUUUUUUUGUGCACAGCAGGACACUUUCAAAAAUGAACGGUUUCCAAAAGCUCAACUGCAGUUACUUUAAUAGCUUAAAGCACUGCUUAACUCUGCCUUGUUUUGUUUCCCUCAUUUAGAUUGAUCCAGUUCUUGGUACUGUUGGCUUUGGUUCUGGACUCCAUGGCUGGGCAUUUACACUCAAACAAUUUGCAGAGAUGUAUGUGCAAAAGUUUGCUGCAAAGGGUGACGGCAAGCUGACACCAAAUGAACAUGCAAAAAAAGUGGAAGACAUGAUGAAGAAACUUUGGGGAGACAGGUAUUCUUUUAAAAGAAAUAACUAUCUUGCUGUUCUCACAUUUAUAUAACAGACACUAUUAGCCACAGAGCUGUAAAUUUUUCCAGAAACAGUAUUUCUGGUAUUGCAUAUCUAUAUUUUUUCUUUUUUCAACCUGAGUAAGCCAUGUUUGUAUGACAUGCUUUCUUUUAGGGUUUGUUGCAUGCAAGAUAUUUGGUACAGGUAGCUCAAGAAGGUCUCCUAUUGACUUAAUGGCUUGGCUACUACCAGCUCAAUGCAUUGGGCGUUGCAUUAUACAUUUUUAUAUAAAUUAUAAAACAUCCUUCAAUUCAUGUGAAAAGUGUGUUUUCAAACUGUUAUUCACUUGUGAAAUAUUGCAAACUACACCCGGUUUUUUUAGAGUUCAACAUUAAUGUCACUGCUGUUUAACAGGUAUUUUGAUCCUGCCAAUGGAAAGUUUAGCAAGGCUGCAUCAAAUGCUGAUGGAAAGAAGCUGCCUAGAACAUUUUGCCAGCUUAUCCUGGACCCAAUCUUCAAGGUACUUUCAAAACAAUCUACAUCCCAGUGGUGUAUAUACUAAAUUCUGUAGCAUUACAAGUUAACUUAUGUUGCAUUUUUGUGAAGUUCGUGGACUCAACACUGUUAAAUAUGGUAUUCUGUUUUGUUUGACAGGUUUUUGAUGCCAUCAUGAACUUUAAGAAAGAUGAAACUGCCAAACUUAUCGAGAAACUGGACAUAAAGUUGGACAGUGAAGACAAAGAUAAAGAGGGAAAACAACUGUUAAAGGUGAAUACACAAUCUUAUCCUGCAUUUGUAUGAACCUGUAAACUGUUUACUAUUCAUAGAAGGUUUUGCGCUAUAGGAAUCUGCACAAACUAAACUAGCAUGUAAUUUUUAGGCUGUUAUGAGACGCUGGCUUCCUGCUGGAGAAGCUCUUCUGCAAAUGAUAACCAUCCACCUGCCAUCACCAGUGACUGCUCAGAGGUACCGCUGUGAGCUGCUGUAUGAAGGACCACCUGAUGAUGAAGCAGCUAUGGGUAGGUCUAUGUAGAACUUGUGCCCUUGGUUUUUUUAUUUUCCUGAAAGCUCUAGAAGCUGGUCCUGUGGACAAACCAGAAGUCAAAAUAGUUACUUUCUUUACUAAGAGUACUUGUGGGAUAACUGACAUCUGUACUAACGGGCACAACCUAGAAACAUUAUCUCAAUCUAGUUGUCUCGCAAGCAGGACACUGUCAACUACAGCAGAGGUCAACAUAACAUGGAAUCUGUUCCUCAGUGCUCAAUCUUGACUGCAAGAACUACUUUGUCUUGGUAUAUAUUUUAAAUAGGCUGGCUUUUCAGUGAAACUCUUUAAGUCAGUAGCAGUGUUUCAUAUAAGGGGUGACAGUGCUGCUUUAAUAUGAUCCUCUUUGUCUUUAAAGCAGUCUAAUAGUUAAUCUAAACAGACAUGGUUCCCCAUUGAAUAAUGCAAUUAAUGAAAACGUAUGGUAAGAAAAUAGAUUUUGCUUAAUCACUAUUUCGUCUGUGAAAUAGGUUUAAUGAAACAAUGUUUGCACCUACUGCAAAAGUAAAUGGCGGGAUGGAUUUUAAAAUGAGUGGCUUUUACACACUUUAAAUCCCUCCUACAAAAGUGGUGCGCUUAAAUAUACUUUGGAACCUAGAAGAGGCUUUAUGCAUUUGGGCAGGCAUGCAUGGAUGGGAGUUGCCCAAGAGGGAUACUCACAAGCUGCAUAAGUGCAUUUUUUUUGUAAACGUUUUCUAUUGGAUAUUGGGUUCCUUAUAUCCUGGGAUCUGUGGGAUAUAUUACCUCUCAUUUGGUGUGGUAUAAAAUCAGAGCCAGGAUGAAAGGGGUUCUGGUACAUGAAAGUAGGUUAUUUACAUGUUUGUAGUGGAGACAAUCUCUACAUCAGAGUUCUGUAUCAUUCAGAUUAUGAAAAGUCAAUGACUACUUGCUAAGUAGCUUUGAGUGCUUCACUUUCAUGUAGUGUUAUGGAUUGUUUAACACUUUGGUGUUUGGUUUUGUGUUUUUGUAUUUCUACAUAUUUGUAAAACAGUGACAGGUGCUCAGAAUAUAAACUAACAUCUGCCUAAAAAUAUUCUCACUGAACUGGGUAUUCAGGGCGCAUGAAAUUGCAGUGUCUGCUAAAUCCACUUUUCUGUGCCAAUAAGUUUAAUUUUUUUCUCUCCUACUCUAGGCAUAAAAAACUGUGACCCCAAAGGUCCAUUAAUGAUGUACAUCUCAAAAAUGGUGCCCACCACUGAUAAGGGAAGGUUCUAUGCUUUUGGAAGAGUCUUCUCUGGUGUUGUCUCCACUGGCCUCAAAGUCAGAAUUAUGGGACCAAAUUAUACUCCAGGAAAGAAAGAGGACCUUUACCUGAAGCCUAUCCAGAGGUGUGUUCCUUUUUACCCAUUUAACUUUUAAAACAAAACCUUUUGAAUGCUUCUAUUUUAUGUUAUUAAAGAAUAAAACCAAAUAGCCCUUGCUGAAAGAAUGAGGUAAAUAUUUAACAUUUACACUAACAUUGUAGUUAAUAUACACACUACUGGCAAAUACAUUAGUUUUAAUAGCCAUAAUAUGCCCCCUUCCUCCUGUCUAACUCUUGACCUGCACACCUCUGCCAGUGACCAUUCUGUGAUCAGAAUUGAGUAAUUGGGGAAAGUAGAACACAGUAUGUAAUUCCCUGCAAGCAUGAAACCCUCUAGUUGGGUUAUAAAAUGCUGUGGCCAUUCAGUUUUAUUAAAAUGUCUUUGCUUUAAAAUGUCCCUGUGCAGAGUUACAACUAGACUUCCAGGAAUGGUGUUUAAGUGUCAGCAGGUAGAUUAUAUAAUUGCUAAAAUCCUAAAUCUUUAGAUUUCAAAUGGCAUGACCUACUUAAAUUUUAGGCAGUUUCCCCAUGCUCUUGUGAAUGGAUAUCUUCAAAUCUGGAAUAAAGUAAACAGAUUUGCUGACUAUUUUAUGGCCCUUAAAAGGAUCCUUUGGGCACAAAUACAAGUGAAGUGCAUUUGAUGGGUUUUGACCGCCUUAAAGUUAUUACAAAAAUAUUCAAGAUGUGCAGCCUAACAUUCCUACUUGGACACUGCUUCCAGUCAGGGGGAUGUUUUGUAAAGUGACUUUUAGGGUGGGGGAACAAAACGUUUUUUUGAAAGCUGCUUGAACCUAUAGAAAAUACAGGUAGAUCAUGUGGUCAAAACACAUGAAAUGUUCUGUUUUAUGGUGGGUGUGUAUAGAGGUUUGUGUGGGUUCUCUUGGGCUGUACAACUGGCAGGCAAGUCACAUUUCUAUUUUUCUUUUCAAAGGACCAUCCUGAUGAUGGGGCGUUAUGUGGAGCCAAUUGAAGACGUUCCAUGUGGUAACAUUGUGGGUUUGGUUGGUGUGGACCAGUUCCUGGUGAAAACUGGGACAAUCACCACUUUCGAACAUUCACAUAACAUGCGUGUUAUGAAGUUCAGUGUCAGCCCUGUAGUGCGUGUGGCUGUAGAAGCAAGGAACCCUGCUGAUCUUCCAAAACUUGUAGAGGGUCUCAAGCGUCUGGCUAAGUCAGACCCUAUGGUGCAGGUGCGGCUGAGUCCUUUAUUUUAAUUUUUUUUUUUUAACCCCCCAUUUUAAUAUAAAUAAGUCUAACACUGUUCUUUCCUCUAGUGCAUCAUUGAGGAAUCUGGAGAACAUAUUGUUGCUGGAGCUGGAGAGCUGCAUUUGGAAAUCUGCUUGAAGGAUCUAGAGGAGGACCAUGCCUGCAUUCCAAUUAAGGUGAACUUUUAGAGCAACCUUGAGGUUUUAACUUGUGUAGAAACAGAAGUCACACUUCUUGGGGUGGGGGGAGGGGGAAUUGCAGAUCAUGCAAAAGCCAAUCCUGACCUGAUUUUUUUUUUUUUAUAUAUUUUUUUAGAAAUCUGACCCAGUUGUUUCAUACCGUGAAACUGUGAGUGAGGAGUCAAACCAGCUGUGCCUGUCAAAAUCUCCUAACAAGCAUAACCGUCUGUAUAUGAAGGCCCGUCCAUUCCCUGACGGCCUUGCUGAGGAUAUUGACAAAGGAGACGUGAGUGCCCGCCAAGAGUUGAAGAUUCGUGCCCGUUACUUGGCAGAGAAAUAUGAGUGGGAUGUUACAGAGGCUAGGAAGAUCUGGUGUUUUGGCCCUGACGGUACUGGACCAAACAUCCUGACUGAUGUGACAAAAGGAGUACAAUAUCUUAACGAAAUAAAAGACAGUGUUGUGGCUGGCUUCCAGUGGGCCACAAAAGAGGUGAGUGAAUACUUUCAUUGUCCUUAAAUGCCCCUUCACAAGCAAAUCCUCAAGCACCAACUUGCACUUUAUACAUUUCCAUGCUUUCUAAUUUAAAGAGCUUCAUAUAGCUCCAGCUGAUCACAUCUAUUUAAAAUUGGCAAGCGUACAAUUGUUGCAGUCUCCUGUUAAUUGGUACCAGUCUUGAGUAUCACAAUUUCCUGUAUUAAGGGCACUGUCAGGAGUGCUUUGGUUAGUAAUCUAAACUAUCUGACUGAUCUGGGGUCUGUUAGUCUUCUUCCCCUGAGAGCUUAAAAGCUGCUGCCUUAACUGAAAGUACUCAGCUGACUUUCAGGUAACAAGCAGGCCCUGCAUUUCAGCUCUGGAAAGCAAACUUCUCCAAACGAGAGGUAAAACUGCCCCGUGUAAUUCAAAAUCUUAUAAAGUUAGAGUACUGGGGGUCCAUCAGGGCACUCCUGGCACAAGAACAGUGUGCUGUAGUUAUUGUGCCUGGUGUGUUCUAGUUAAGAACUUUGUGUAUUGGUGGGAUUUUACAAACCUGGCAGUGUGCAUGUGAUCUUUAUCUCUGUUCGAAGGAUUGUCUUGCUUCCAAAAUGUUACUAAAUAAAAUGUCAAUUUCCACAGGGUGUGCUCUGUGAAGAGAACUUGAGAGCUGUCCGAUUUGAUGUUCAUGAUGUGACUCUUCAUGCUGAUGCCAUUCAUAGAGGUGGUGGACAAAUCAUUCCUACAGCCCGUCGUUGCCUAUAUGCAUGUGUGUUGACAGCCCAGCCCCGUCUGAUGGAACCAAUCUAUCUUGUGGAGAUUCAGGUAAGUUUGAAUUUAAGCAAAAGAUAACAAAGUUGAUUUUUCUUUUGCAAAAUGCCACUAGACACUGUCAGAUUAGUUUAUACAAGAUGUUUUCUCUUUGGUUUCUAGUGCCCUGAGCAGGUAGUUGGUGGCAUUUACGGUGUCUUGAACAGAAAGCGUGGACACGUCUUUGAAGAAUCUCAAGUGGCAGGCACACCAAUGUUUAUAGUGAAAGCCUACCUGCCUGUCAACGAAUCAUUUGGUAAGUGCAUAGUUCCCAAACCUAAUAUGAAUAUUAGUUUCCUAUCAGAAUAGUUAAGAUUUUCCUAAAUUGACUUUUUAAAACUUUUUUCUGUUCUCAGGGUUCACUGCAGACCUAAGAUCAAACACUGGUGGCCAGGCCUUCCCACAGUGUGUAUUUGAUCAUUGGCAGAUUCUUCCUGGAGAUCCAUUUGACAAUUCCACCAGGCCAAGCCAAGUUGUGGCUGAAACCCGCAAGAGGAAGGGUCUGAAGGAGACUGUUCAAGCUUUGGAUAACUUCUUGGACAAGCUGUGAUUUUCCAAUCUGUUCUCUGCCCAACACCAUGACUGGCUUUGGGAAAUGGACUCUACUUCUUGGGUGAUAGCUUUUUUUAAAAGAAGCUUACCCUUUACCUUCCUAUUGUACUAAAGUGAGACAUCCCCUUAACAUUCAUCUUGAUGUUUCACUGUAGUUUUGGGAAGACUAUUUAUUAUAUUUUGUGAGCUCUCCUUAUCUUGUAUCUGGGGUAGCUCAUGAAAUUGCAGUCUUCUGAUGGGGUGGUUGGUGCCAGACAAUAAGUUGUAAUACUGCACAGUCACAGCAUGAAUAUAAACAACGAAUUAGAGCGAAUUAAAGAAACGUAUAUUUGAAUUUUUUUGUUUCUUUUAAUUUCCAGUCUGGAUUAACUGGUUUUUCUAAAUGCACUAAAUUGGUUCACCUGUAUGGGGUACAACACAUUCAAGCCUAUACUUGAACAAAUGUGAGCAAAUCACAGGGUCAGAAUGACUUACUGCCACCUUGUUUUUCUAGAAAUUUUUGAUAGAAAAAUGUCAAGUUAACCUGAAGAGUAACUACUGUAGUGAAAUCCAAAAGGUUAUACAUGAAUUACUUUCUAAGACUAGGAGCAAUCAUUCAACACACAAGUUGCACAUUAAAUGUCUGCUACUAACUGCUUUCAACUGGUACUGUACAAUAGCCAAUCUGCUCCUAAAUAAUAAAGAAAUCAAAGUAAUCCAUACAAGGACUCUGUGCAGACUAUGCAGGUACAAGAGAAUAUGCUUUCUAAAUUCAAUGUUUAGUUUAACAGUACAAACUUCAAAUUGUAUUUAGUGAAUAAGUUUGCCAUUCCACAUAAUGCAUAUAUAGCAAAGCUUUACAAACUAGCUUCAUUCUUUUGAACUUGCAUACACCACAUACUAUACUACCAUACAGCCUUCAUACAGGAUUAAGUUCGAAGUGAGAUUAAAGUACUAGGCAAAUGACACCAGAGGGAAUUUCAGUUCAUAGUUAUGUAAACUUUUCAAGAAAAUUAAAUGGGAGUAAUAAUCUUAUGAUCUUCAGUAUACACUGGGAGCUCCAUAUUAAAUAAAAUUUUGGGGAGAAAAUUAAUAAAAUUAGAUAUAUUGUAACAAUGAGAAGGUGUCCUUGACUGAAAAGGAUUUCCAUCAAAUCUUAAUAUCUUGUGCAAUGUUGGAAUCAUAUAACCAUUUAUGACUUGAUUAGGGUAAAAGAAUAUUUCUAA